This is a messenger RNA of Vitrella brassicaformis, 1298 nucleotides long. Lineage: Eukaryota; Vitrellaceae. The record is from the annotation of a GenBank genome assembly.
CUCAGGUGGUUGUCAUCCUCUGCGGUUCUUUUUCUUCUCUUUCUCCACCUGUGCGGCCCUCUCGGCCUCCUCCCGUGCUGCCCGUGCCGACCGCCACUCCGGGGUGUCCUCCCACUCUUCUGGGCACUCGGCCGCCCGCUCCCUCAGCUUGCCCAGAAUCCAGUCGACGAUAUCCUGAGCCUGGGCAUAUUGUUGUGAAUGACAUCAAGGCAACACAUGGAUGCGUUAAAGCAGCUGCCGACACACAGAUGUGUGUGUGUGUGUGCGUGUGUGUGUGUGCGGCUGACCUGGUCAUAGGUGUCGAAUGUGGUGCAUGACUUCAUAUGGAACAAGCCCAGCCUUUCAUCCGGUCCGGGGCUGUCCUUCUCAUCAGGCAGCUCCACCAUGUGCCACCGAAGCCCGUCCGUCACCGCGCCAUGCUGCAACAAGACCACACACACACGGGGGCGUGUGUGUGAGUGGGUGUGGGUGUGCCUGUGUGUUGGGUUACGCUGCCGAGUUUUUUCUUGCGGAUGUGUACGGCCGUCUUGGCCAUGCCGAUUUGGCGACCGGUGCCGUCGAAGGCGAUCCAGAAAAACGGCCGAGGAUGGUCGUCACCCCAUGUCAGGACGAAGGCGGGCCGCUGAUAUUCACAAUAAUAGAGGCAGUCCAGGGAGUGAGUGCUGGCGUGAAAUUCGUUUGUGUGGCUGACAGUCUCUCAGUGUCUGUACGUCCGUACCUCUCCCAUGAAUUUGCCCGUCCGGCGGUUGAACCGCGUCCACAGGUAGUACGAGAGCAUGCUCAGGUGGGGGUAGCCGGCCAUGACCACUUCCUGCACAGUGGGCCACACCAGCGUCCCAAACAAGACGGCGGGGUGGUCGGACUCCAUGCCAAUCGCGAAGGAUGUGUUAAUUCGAGUCCCAAAGUCGUAUUCAGAGACGUUGCGGCGGAUCUCCAGCGGGUUGAGCUGCCACUCCUCCUCCAUUAUGGGGCGGAAGCCGUGUUUGUGCCUGACGUUGCGGAACGUCACCUGACAGGAAACAGACAGACAGGCAGCACACACAGUGUGAGCGUCUUGGCUGCGUGAGUGCAUACCAUGUGCAUGAGUCCCCUGUGGCGUCGAUAUGCCUCUCUACGAGAGCGGGCAGCAGCGAUGGCAGACCGGCGGGAAUGAGGAGGCAGCUUGAAGCCAAGCACGGCUGCCGCAAGAACGAACAGGCAAGUUGCGAACAGGAUCAGGCGGAAAAGGCGCACCAUCGUAUCUGCAUUGCGACACUGCUGGUAGAUCCAGAGCUUCCAAACAGUCGGAAGGCCGCUUG